Molecule: messenger RNA, 594 nt
Organism: Pyricularia pennisetigena
Lineage: Eukaryota; Fungi; Ascomycota; Sordariomycetes; Magnaporthales; Pyriculariaceae
Exons: 2
Coding region: 1-594 (197 amino acids)
Source: RefSeq, a predicted model, not a curated record
AUGACAACCUCCCUACAGACCACAGCUGCCCCCUCCCACAAAGAACGGAGGCAACAUGAAUCUCCAAACCCUCCUCCUGGGGCUCCUCGCAGCGACACCGUGGCUGUCGGCCUCGUGCCCGGCCAAGAAGCCACCGGGGCCUGCGGACGGCGCGGUCCUCCGCAUCAUGGCGCUGGGCGACUCCACGUGGGCGCGACCAACACCGACGGCUACCGCAAGCGGCUCGCGACGGAGCUGGAAAGAGUAGCCAACGUCUUCAUGGUCGGCACGAAGCGCACCAGCGACUUUGGCGAGGGGGACGGCGAGUUCGAGCGCCUGCUCGUCGACGUCCGCGCCGCCGCGUCUAGCGAUGCCGUCGUCAUCGCCAGCACCAUGAUCCCCGCGCAGGGCGACGAGGUCGUGAGCGCGAUGAACAGGGACUAUGUCGCCCGGCUCGAGAGGCUCGCGGCGGCGGACGAGCGGAUAAGCGCUGGCAACUUUCGGGAUGAGUUGCAUCCAAACGACAAGGGGUAUGCUUUCAUGGCGGACUGUUGGGUCGAGCCCAUCAAGGUUGCUGAGGUGUUGGGAUUGAUCAAGAAGCCGGACGAGAUCUAG